Aspergillus ibericus CBS 121593 is the source of this 546-nucleotide messenger RNA. RefSeq lists its product as uncharacterized. The record is from RefSeq and is a predicted model, not a curated record. The coding region runs from base 35 to 475 and encodes 146 amino acids. Lineage: Eukaryota; Fungi; Ascomycota; Eurotiomycetes; Eurotiales; Aspergillaceae. The transcript is spliced from 2 exons.
GUGUAAGCACCUAAUCUGGUAGUUUUUGCUGGGUAUGGUUCAUUCCUUCUAUGACAUCACGCUAGAGACCCCCCACACAUCCAUUCCCAUAACAACAAUCCCCCUCAUCGCGACACACCCCCCCAUCCUCGCUACACCCGGGCCACUUCGGAUCCGUCGCCCGACAUUUCGUCGCCGCGCAAUACCCCGAGCAGCAGAUCGGGCCGCCCCCGCCCGAGAUACAGUUCGCUGUGUUGGAGCGGUGAGGUCCGGUUGGUUGGUUACUUUGUUGGGAGGGAGGGAGGGAUGGAGGUAUGGACUUACAGUAGACGGUGAGACAGGUGGGUGUGGGUACGCAGGUCGUGAUGGUGGUUGUGGGAGGGGUGUGGAAGGUUGCGGUGGUGCAGAAGUGGUUGGGGGGGCAGGAGGGGAGGGUGCCGCAGGGGGGGUUGGUGGUGGUUGUGGUGAGUGUGGUGGUGGAGGACGCACGAGUUAGUGUGAUGAGGAAGGGGGCGAUGAGGGAUUUUUCGAGAUGCAUGGUGUGUUGAGUGAUGGGCUGGGAAGUGG